ACUGGUAGAAAUUCCUGAGAAUCUAUUGGUCGCGUGGUUCAAAUUCAAUGCAACUUGCAACAGCAGCCUUCAAACUUCAAAGUUCAAUUCAAACGUAUGGCCGUUUGAAAUCUCCUUUGUGAAUUUGUCAACAAUCACCAAAACUACUGUUAUUUUAAAACUUAAAAUUAUAUUUGACUUGUUUUAUAUUUAAGCUAGUUUAAAAUGACGUCGAUCAAAGAAGACGAAAAGAAAGAAAUCCCAGAAUUCAUACAUGAUCCUCAAACCAAUUGUACUUACCAGAGGUUAAGAUUUUUUGGAAAGGGAGGUUUUGCAAAAUGUUACGAAAUACAAGACACCUCUACAAGCCAAAUAUAUGCGGGCAAAAUAGUCUCCAAGAAGUUAAUGGUGAAGACGAGCCAGAAAGAGAAGAUGGCACAGGAGAUCUCCAUCCAUCGAUCACUGCAGCACAAGCAUGUAGUCGGAUUCCAUAGCUUCUUUGAGGACUCGCUCAACAUCUAUAUUAUCCUUGAGCUUUGUAAGCGUCGGUCUAUGAUGGAGCUGCACAAGCGAAGGAAAGCAAUCACAGAGCCAGAGACCCGCUUCUACAUGUACCAAAUCCUGCUGGGCGUCCAGUACCUGCACAGUAAACGAAUCAUCCACAGAGAUUUGAAGCUCGGCAACUUGUUCCUUGACGAUGACUUACAUGUCAAGAUCGGAGAUUUCGGCCUUGCUGCCCGGAUUGAAUAUGAAGGAGAGAGAAAGCAGACUCUAUGCGGCACCCCUAACUAUAUUGCACCUGAAAUUUUGACAAAGAAGGGCCAUUCCUUUGAGGUGGAUAUUUGGAGUCUGGGGUGCAUCAUGUACACUCUUCUGGUGGGCAAGCCGCCGUUCGAAACUUCCACACUCAAAGAUACUUACAAGAGGAUCAAGCAAUGCGAAUAUAGGAUCCCGUCGUCACUACGCAAGCCGGCGGCGGCCAUGAUCGUCCUUCAGCUGCAGUCCAAUCCGCAGCGGCGGCCGUCCGUGGACAAGCUGCUGCAGCACGAGUUCUUCUCCGCGGGAAUACUGCCCGCGGCUCUCCCACUGUCCUGCCUCACCACGGCGCCCAGGACUGACCAGCUCGAGGGAGUCGCGCUGCAUCGCCGCCCGCUCAAUGAAGUCAACUCUAACGAUGUGGCAAUGGCGGUGGACUCGCCGGUGAAGCGCGAGGGCGCGGGCGCGGUGGAGCCCACCUCGCACAGGCAGAACCUCAUCGCGUUGCGCGACCAGCUCGCCGCCUUGCUUGUCAGCAAGCUAAAAUGCCGUCCGGAAUGCCUGACGGACGAGCUGAGCGACCCGGGCUCGCAGCCGCUGGUGUGGGUCGGCAAGUGGGUGGACUACUCCGACAAGUACGGCUUCGGCUACCAGCUCUGCGACGAGAGCGUCGGCGUCAUGUUCAACGACACCACCAAGCUCAUCAUGCUGGCUAAUGGACUGAACGUACACUAUAUCAACAGGCAGGGCCAAGAACAAUAUAUGACGAUGGGCAAGUACCCACAGGAGCUUGACAAGAAAAUGAAACUGCUCACCUAUUUCCGGAGAUACAUGACUGAACAUCUGAUGAAAGCUGGUGCGUCGGUGCCCGUGCGAGAGACUGAUGGACUAUCGCGACUGCCGCAUCUACACCAGUGGUUCAGGACUACGCUCGCUGUUAUCAUGUAUUUAACUAACGGAACGUUACAGAUAAACUUCCAAGACCACACGAAAAUAAUCCUAUGUCCGCUGAUGCAAGCGGUGACAUACAUCGACGUUGAAAAGAACUUCCGGACUUUCCGCUUCAGCACUAUCGAGCAGCACGGCUGCGACAAGAAGCUCUACACCAACCUAACUUACGCACUAGACAAACUCAACAGUGUGCUCGCCAACAAACUCUGCUAGCUAAACUAAAUGCACUUAGGAGAUAAUUUUAUAGAGGUAACUCAAUGAAAUGGAAGCCGCUCAAGAGCAUCACCAUGUGUCACUCUCUUAAUAGACUUUUAAAUUUGCGAUUUAAAAUAAAAAUCCUUAAUGUGUAACGCGUCCAUUGCUGCUGCCCAAGAUUGAUUGCUGCUAUUUCUUGCGGUUUUAAAAACUCCUGAACUAAAUCUACGUCGCUGUUGCUUUGUUUUACCGUAAAUAGCAGCACAGAUAAACACCUCUGCAUAUAUUUUAAAAAGUGAAGUAUUAUAAUAUUUGUCCGCGUGGAAAUAUGGACCUUUAUUUUAUUCCAAAUUGAGAAAAAGAGGAACUUGAGACAUGUUGCAUAUUGGAGCCGCAUUGACGUCACAGUUAGCACAUUUUGCAUGUCAAGAGAACGACUGCUGAGAAAUUGUAUAAUAUAAAAAUAAAUUGGAGAUUUAUUUUAGAUAAGUUUAUUGAGAUGUUCGAGAGUAGCUGAGCAUCACUACAAGGCCGAUCUUGAAUUUUCAUACUUUGUUAGCAUUGUUUAUGAUUUUGUUAAACAUUUAAUUUGUCUCAAAAAUCAAUUUCGUGAGUGUUAUACUUUAUUUCUUAUCUGCUUACUCAGUUUUAGUUUUGUUAAACACCAAAACCAAUUAUUUAUUUACAUUAUGUUCUUUGCUCCUCUCAAAUCAUAAUAUAGAGAGUAGGAAUUAUUAUAGUAAAAAUAAAGCCAGUAGGUUGUUUUAGGGAAAAUUAAAAUGACAAUUAUUUCAACCGUGCCUUUGCUUAGUUAGGAUAAGGUAAAUUUUAGUUGUGCAUUUAAUUUUGACCAAUAUGUAGGAACGAAAGAUAGGCCGGCCAUAUACCACAGACUGAUUAUGUAACAACCGACCGCCAAUUAAAAUAGCAAUAGUUUAAAUAUGUUUAUGUAAAUGUAGCUCAACCUUACGGCCGGCACCGACUACUACCUACCAGCCUGUCUUGCACCACGUGAUCAAAAGCUCUGUAUGUAAUAGAUGUGCUUUACGAUAAUUAUAGGGACUGUCACCAGUUCAUGACCAGUGAUGUCGGACCACCUAUGCGAUAUCUAUAGAUAAAGCGCGUUCGAACACUUCUUCAAGAAGUUUUUGGUGUAAAAUUAUCUUACAAAUACUAUGGUAAAAUGGAUUUCUACCGCCGCCGCCACCGCAGGCCUCGUUGGUGCGACCCUACCGAAGCACCUCGACUGAAAACGCGUACAGUCACAAAUCCUUUUGAAUAUUGUUUAUUUAGUUUUAUACUAUAUUUAUAAAACUCUAGUUUCGUGCUUCAGUAACAUCGGACCUUUGGAAUUCGCGUUGCACCGAAUGCAACGAACUGUGGUCCUAGUUUAUAAUGAUUUUAAUGCUUCAGUAUUAAGGUAAAUUCGAUGGUGUUGAAGCACUAUCAAUUUGUAACUUGGAAGUUUCUCAGAGGUUAAUUGUACCUCAUGUAACAUAAUGAAUAUUGACAAUAAAGUUAAUUUAAGAAAAAAAA
Molecule: messenger RNA, 3417 nt
Organism: Plodia interpunctella (Indianmeal moth)
Lineage: Eukaryota; Metazoa; Arthropoda; Insecta; Lepidoptera; Pyralidae
Gene: polo
Product: polo
Exons: 10
Coding region: 205-1899 (564 amino acids)
Biological process (GO): mitotic spindle organization; protein phosphorylation
Cellular component (GO): cytoplasm; kinetochore; centrosome
Molecular function (GO): protein binding; protein serine/threonine kinase activity; ATP binding
Source: RefSeq, a predicted model, not a curated record